UUCAUACAUACACCACACAAAAGAAAAAGUCUUCUCGUUAAUAUAAAUGAUGAAACACAAUAAUACAUGUCCUUAAACAAGCAACGAAUUUUCGAACCCAUAGUGAUGAUAUAAGUGAAUCUUCCUUGCAGAUUGUGAUAGAUUUCGUAGAUAUCCCACGGUGGUUCAAUUCAAACAAUAGACAUGUCUUUCAGCGAUGAUGGAAGUGACUCUUUCGGUUAUACCGUGCAUCAAAUGCUACUUAGUAAUAAGUUACUUAAUCAUACGGAUUCCAACAACAGCGACAGACAACCAUUUUCAUUCGCAUUGUCAAGUAAGGACAAAAAUUGGAGUGAAAAUGAACGCGAUACAUCAGACUUCAAUAGUGGACUGGCCAAUCAAAUGAAUGUGCUAUCAGAACAAUUGCAACAUGAAGGAUCUGACAUUGACCUUGAGUCAUUGAGACUAGAGGAAGACAUUGACCUUAACUCAUUGAGCCGAGAGGCAGUAGUUGAACUAUACACCCGGCCCAAAAACGGAGCGAUAUAUGAUGAGGUUUGGGGAACCAUUAAGGAAAGAUUAAAAUUUCUGUCAAAGAGUGAUGAGAAUCUCUCAAUUGAUGAGGCCAUUGAAAUAUAUGAUGCAUCAGUUCUCAUGAAGUUUUUAAAAAAAGAUAAAGAUGAGAUCGAGUUGGCGGGGCGGAUGGCUUAUAGAGGUGCGCUUAUGAUGCUUCAAGCAGAAAUUCUAAGCAAGAAAGGGCGCGAAUUACUUGCACAAAGCAAAUUGAAGUUGCAGAUGGCAGACCUUUAAAGUAUGUUUGAGUUGAAAUCUUAAUAAUCUAUUUUAUUCCAUUCCACUCUAUUAAUAAGCAUGUGUUUGAGAUCUUCGAAUGUGUUUUUUUUUUGCAAUAAUAAAUCUUACGGUUAGCACGUGUUUCCCAUAUAUGCAAUCAUAUGGUAGGUAUUAAGGAUUUUCUAUUUGACUUUGAUGAUAGUUUUAGACAGUCAAUAAAACUAGGUGAUGACUCCACUUCGCCA
This is a messenger RNA of Medicago truncatula (barrel medic), 1016 nucleotides long. RefSeq lists its product as uncharacterized. The transcript has 4 exons. Bases 184 to 789 code for a protein of 201 amino acids. The record is from RefSeq and is a predicted model, not a curated record. Lineage: Eukaryota; Viridiplantae; Streptophyta; Magnoliopsida; Fabales; Fabaceae.